Eptesicus fuscus (big brown bat) is the source of this 2657-nucleotide messenger RNA. It is a transcript of the gene MAPT, whose product is annotated as microtubule associated protein tau. The transcript is spliced from 17 exons. Gene Ontology annotation, molecular function: microtubule binding. Gene Ontology annotation, biological process: microtubule cytoskeleton organization; neuron projection development. The coding region runs from base 59 to 2401 and encodes 780 amino acids. Gene Ontology annotation, cellular component: neuron projection. NCBI's taxonomy places the organism in Eukaryota, Metazoa, Chordata, Mammalia, Chiroptera, Vespertilionidae. The record is from RefSeq and is a predicted model, not a curated record.
UCUGCUUUCCUCUACUGCCCUCGCCCUCUGUCUACUGUCAGGUGGGCCUGGAACCAGGAUGGCUGAGCCCCGCCAGGAGUUCAACAUGAUGGAAGAUCAUGCUGGGACCUACGGGCUUGGGGACAGGAAGGACCUCCCCUCUCAGGGGGGCUACACCCUGCUGCAGGACCACGAGGGCGACGGGGACCACGGCCUGAAAGAACCUCCCCUGCGGACCCCCGCCGGUGACAGAUCUGAAACCGCUGAUGCUAAGAGCACUCCGACCGCCAAAGACGUGACAGCGCCCCUAGUGGAUGAGGGAGCCCCCGGCAAGCAAGCCGCCGCUCAGCCCCACCCGGAGAUCCCAGAAGGAACCACAGCCGAAGAAGCAGGCAUCGGAGACACCCCCAACCUGGAAGACCAAGCGGCUGGACACGUGACUCAAGGCCCGCAGAGGGGAGAGGUGGUCCAGGAAGGCGCCCUCAGAGAGCCCAGGCGUCAUGGAGAUGCGGCCACGGGUCUGACCCGCCAGCACAUGCCCGACGUGCCUGGGGCUCCCAUCCUGCCUGAGGGCCCCAGAGAAUCCGCGUACCAGCCCCUGGGGACAGAACCCGAGGACACAGGGGGGCGUCGCCGUGGCCUGGGGCUGCUGGGGCACCAGCCUUUGGGAGGCCUGCGCCAGGAGGGGCCGCCUCUGAAGGGGCAUCAGGGCAAAGAGAGGCUGGGGGGUGAGGAGGUCGAUGAAGACCGCGACAUCGACGAGUCCUCGCCCCAGGACUCUCCUCCCUCCCAGAGCUCCCCAACCCGAGGCGGGCCAGCCCCCCAGACAGUUUCCAGAGAAGCCACUGGCACCCCUGGUUUCCCAGCUGAGGGUGCCAUCCCCCUCCGUGUCGAUUUCCUCCCCAAAGUUUGCACAGAGCCCCAGGCCUCAGAGCCUGAGGGGCCCAGCACGGGGCCCACGGAAGGGCCUGACGGGCCCCCCGAGUUCACGUUCCACGUGGAAAUCAAAGCCAAUGUGCAGAAGGAACAGGGAGGCUCCCAGGUGGAUGUGGGAGGGGCUGCCCCUCCGGGGGCCCCUGGAGAGGAUACAGAGCCCCCGAGCCCCUCUGAGGGAGGCGACACAGAAAAGACUGACCUUCGAGAACCACCUGAAAAGCAGCCUGCGGCCGGGCUGCCCGGGAAGCCCGCCAGCCGGGUCCCUCAACUCAAAGCUCGCAUGGUCAGCAAAGGCAAAGACGGGGCUGGAGCCGAUGACAAGAAAACCAAGACAUCCACACCUUCCUCUGCUAAAACCCUGAACGGUAGGCCCUGCCUUAGCCCCAAAGGCCCCCCUCCUGGUAGCUCAGACCCUUUGAUCAAACCCUCCAGCCCUGCCGUGUGCCCAGAGCCAUCCUCCUCUCCUAAACACGUCUCUUCUGUCACGCCCCGAACUGGCGGUUCUGGAGCAAAGGAGGUGAAAGUCAAGGGGGCAGAUACUAAAACUGGAACCAAGAUUGCCACACCCCGGGGAGCGGCCCCUCCCGGCCAGAAAGGCCCGGCCAAUGCCACCAGGAUUCCAGCGAAAACCACGCCGUCCCCAAAGACCCCGCCGGGCACGGCUGCCAAGCAAGUGCAGAGAAAGCCACCCCCCGCGGGGCCAAAACCUGAGCGAGGUGAAUCCGGGAAAUCUGGGGAUCGCAGUGGCUACAGCAGCCCCGGCUCCCCGGGAACCCCUGGCAGCCGCUCCCGCACCCCAUCCCUGCCAACCCCGCCCACCCGGGAGCCCAAGAAGGUGGCCGUGGUCCGCACGCCACCCAAGUCGCCGUCUUCAGCCAAGAGCCGCCUGCAGACUGCCCCGGUGCCCAUGCCCGACCUGAAGAACGUCAGGUCCAAGAUCGGCUCCACCGAAAACCUGAAGCACCAGCCAGGAGGCGGGAAGGUGCAGAUAAUUAAUAAGAAGCUGGAUCUUAGCAACGUCCAGUCCAAGUGUGGCUCAAAGGACAAUAUCAAACACGUGCCCGGAGGCGGCAGUGUGCAAAUCGUCUACAAACCCGUGGACCUGAGCAAGGUGACCUCCAAGUGUGGCUCAUUAGGCAACAUCCAUCAUAAGCCAGGAGGCGGCCAGGUGGAAGUCAAAUCCGAGAAGCUGGACUUCAAGGACAGGGUCCAGUCGAAGAUCGGGUCUCUGGAUAACAUCACCCACGUCCCUGGGGGAGGGAAUAAAAAGAUCGAAACCCACAAGCUGACCUUCCGUGAGAACGCCAAAGCCAAGACGGACCACGGGGCGGAGAUCGUGUACAAGUCGCCCGUGGUGUCCGGGGACACGUCUCCGCGGCACCUCAGUAACGUGUCCUCCACGGGCAGCAUCGACAUGGUAGACUCGCCCCAGCUCGCCACGCUAGCUGACGAAGUGUCCGCCUCCCUGGCCAAGCAGGGUUUGUGAUCAGGCCCCCGGGGCGGUCAAUAAUCGUGGAGAGAAGAGAGUGAGAGAGUGUGGAAAAAAAAAAAGAAUAAUGACCUGGCCCCUCGCCCUCUGCCCCCAGCUGCUCCUCACAGAUCGGGUAAUCGGUUAAUCACUUAACCUGCUUUUGUCGCUCGGCUCUGGCUCGGGACUUCAAAAUCAGUGAUGGGAAUAAGAGCCAAUUCCAUCUUUCCAAAUUGAUGGGUGGGCUAAGAAUAAUAAAAUGUUUUUAAAAACA